UCGACUCAGAUUUUGCCCGUCCUGACUUGAGACUUGACUCUGACUUGAGACUUGCGAAGCAAUGACUUGGUCCCACCUCUGACCUCAUUCGUCGGUCUGUGACACUCGAUUUUAACGUGUCUUUUUUUGUUUGUUUCCAGGCCGGACAGAUGACGCAGAUCGGCGUUGUGGAACAUCUGAAGCUGGAGAACGUCACGCUGUCGCACCAGCUCACAGAAACACAGCACCGCUCCAUCAAGGAAAAAGAACGAAUCGCUGUUCAGCUGCAGGGCAUUGAGGCCGACAUGCUAACCCAGGAAGCAGCCUACAAGCAGAUCCAGGACGCAAAGUCCAUGGUGGAAGAGGACCUGCAGCACAAGCUGGAGGAGUUCGAGGAGGAGCGAGAGCGCCUCCUCCAGUUAACCACCGCAGCCAGCACCAUGGAGAGGGAGCUGGAGCAGGCCAAGUUGAGCGUCUCCCAGAAGGAGGCGCAGCUGCAGUUGCUCCAGAGGGAGCACCUGGAGCUGAUGCGUCAGCUGACCAACACUCAGGAGAACCUUCAGACCAAAGAGCAGUCCAUCAACCAGCUGGAGGCCCGUUACCUGGAGCUGGAGAGCCAGCUGGAGGAGCUGCGGGGCGAGGGCCGCGCCAAGGACGAUAGCAUCCAGUACCUCCAGAACGAGAAGAUCGUAUUGGAGGUGGCGCUGCAGGCGGCGCGGGCCAACAAGAGGCAGCUGGACGAGGGCACCGAGCAGCUGGGAGAAGACGUCCUGCUGUCUUCCGAUGUCUUGGAUCAGCUCAGACAGGGAGUCCAGGUCAAGGUCGGUCAGAUCGAUGCUGUUCAACAGGAAAACAACGUUCUGAAGAAACAGACGCAGAAGUUGAAGGAACAGUUUCAACAGCAGAAGAUCAUGGUGGAAGCGUACCGCCGCGACGCCAGCUCCAAAGACCAGCUGAUUAGUGAACUGAAGACCACCAAAAAGAGACUGCUGGCAGAGGUGAAGGAGCUCAAGCAGGAGCUGCAGGGAGUCCAGCAGGAGAGGCAGAAGUCGGAGCUGGAGCAGGAGAGGCUGAAGGAGGGGCGCCUGAGGGGCCAGGAGCAGGUGGGCGAGAAGGAGGACCUGCAGUCCAUACAGGACGAGCGGCUCCAGCUGGAGACCCACCUCCAG
Molecule: messenger RNA, 1148 nt
Organism: Cynoglossus semilaevis (tongue sole)
Lineage: Eukaryota; Metazoa; Chordata; Actinopteri; Pleuronectiformes; Cynoglossidae
Product: golgin subfamily A member 3-like
Exons: 5
Source: RefSeq, a predicted model, not a curated record